AGACUCAACCGCUGCCACUUCCUGGUUGGGGAUUAAGUGGUGUAGAGGUGGGAAAUAGCAGGUCAAUUUGUAGCAGUUUAUAUUCAUUUACAGCUGCUUCAGUGGUUUAUGAAUAAUCUCCGAGGAUAUUCACAGCCAUAUGUCAUCUAACGUCCGGAGUGCACCAUGCCGAGCACCCUCCUGUGGGCUGUAGAUGUGUAUGGGAGGGUUUACAGCCUGUCGACAGCAGGUCAGCAAUGGGAGCAGUGCCGUGAUGCUCACCUGGAGUUCAAACGCGUCACAGCUGCACUCCAGUGCUGCUGGGGCAUCGCCUGUGAUCACAACAUCUACCUGUGCGUCCACGCCAGCGAGGUUCCAAUUCGCUUCCGGGAGGAAACUUAUGAAAAUCAGCGAUGGAACCCGGUGGAUGGUUUCUCAGACCGCCUGUUGCCUAGUGAUCGAUGGCAGUGGAGUGAUGUGACAGGACUGCAGCAUCAGCCACUGGACAGCUUCCAGCUUCCAUCUGAGAACUGGGAGUGGGAGGCUGACUGGUACGUGGACGAGAACUUUGGAGGAGAGCCCACGGAGAAAGGGGGUUGGACAUAUGCUAUUGAUUUUCCUGCCACUUACACUAAAGACAAGAAGUGGAAUUCUUGUGUGCGACGUCGGCGACUGGUACGCUACCGGAGGUACAAGUCACAAGACACCUGGGCUAAGAUUCCCUCAGAGCAGACGGGUUCCCUGCCAGACCCAUUUAAUGAUAUAAGCUGUGGUGGUUGGGAGAUCACAGAGGAGCCCAGGGGCCAGAUUUCUCUUUGGGCUGUCUCUCUGCAGGGGAGGGUGUGGUUCCGGGAUGGCAUCAACCACUUUAACCCUGAAGGCUCUGUGUGGGAGGAGGUUCCUACACCAGGUGAGGUGGUGCAGAUUAGUUGUGGGCCAGCUGAUCUUCUGUGGGGGGUCCUGUGGGAGGGACAGUUCCUGGUUCGUGAGGGCAUUAGCAGAGACUGCCCUAAAGGCACCACAUGGGUAGUAGUUGAAUCACCAAGCCCAGAAGUCGGAGCUAUACACGUAGCAGUUGGUGUCAAUGUGGUGUGGGCUGUGACAAAAGAUCAUAAAGUCUGGUUUAGGCGUGGUGUGAAUUCCCACAAUCCAUGUGGCUCAGGCUGGAUUGGGAUGGUUGGGGAGAUGGUGAUGAUUAAUGUGGGCCUCAAUGACCAGGUUUGGGGUAUUAGCAUUGAGGACCGAGCGGUGCAUUUUCGCCAGGGUGUGACUGUCAGUGAGCUGAGUGGGAAAGCAUGGAUAGCUGUGUCUGUGCCCAGAGACGCUGAGCGCUCUCACUCCAGCGCCAGUGCUAGCAGCCUGCAGAGUGCCGGAUGUUUUUUUGGAGGCGAGGUCCGCCUGCAGUCACAGACCACCGUCCUAAGUGAUGUGGACUGUGAAACAGAGAAAGCAGCAGCAGAAGCCGUGCCGUCCUCCUCUGAGGCUGAUGAGGCCCCUACAAAACGAAUACCGAAAGUGACCAGUGACAGCUUCAUCUCAGAGCUAGUGUCUGAUAGAGAAGGUCAGAUCGGGCAACGUGCCCUCACACAGGCCGCGUCCAUUCCCGAGGAGGAGUGUGCAGAGGGAGAUACAGAGGGAAAGGAAAAUGCUACUGCAAAUGUGCUGCUUCCCUCUAGCCAGUCAGGACAUUCAGACCACCAGUGGAGCAACGUGGACCUGGAGGAGGCACAGACACACCUGACUGUGGGAACCGGUGGGGAUGCUGCUGAUACUUGCAGCUUGUCAUCUGUAGCUACCUUCAACCUGGGUAUGGAGGAACCAUAUGGGCCUGACGAUCACCCCUUAUGGGCCUGGGUUAGUGGCGGAGGCUGCUAUAUUGACUCCCACUCCCAGCUCCACUGGUUCAACUCCACAGCUCUGGCCUCCUCUAUGCAGGCCAUGUCGCUCUCCAUCACACCUGCACAGACUGCAGCCUGGCGCAAGCAGAUCCUGGAACAGCUCAGUGAGAGGUCAAAGCGAGAAAUGGAAAACUUCAAACAUUAUGAACAGGCCAUUGAACAGUCUGUUUGGGUGAAAAAGGGCUCCAUGCAAUGGUGGAGGGACUGGAAGCCUCACAAGUGGCUGGAUGUGCAGUUUGCACUGGAGCAAUUCUCAGGAGCUGAGGGCAACAAGGAUGGCAUCCUUUUCAUAUACUAUACCUUUAAUGAUGAAAAGAAGUACCUACAUGCAUUCAUUAAUGAAGUCACCAUCCUGGUACCGGUACUGAAUGACUCCAAGCACACGUUUGCUGUCUACACACCGGAGAGGACUAAGCAGAGGUGGCCCAUCCGUCUUGCUGCUUCUACUGAGCUGGAGAUGCAUGACUGGCUGGCCUUGCUCAGUGUUUCCUGCUGUGAUUCCCGUGGCAUCCAGGGUCCACCCUCAAAACAGGCCAUCUGGUCCAUUACCUGCAAAGGAGAUAUUUUUGUCAGUGAGCCCACACCAGGGCUAGAAGCCUCUCCUUACCCCACACCCUGCGACCAAAUGUUUUGGCGCCAGGUUGGAGGUCACCUAAAAAUUGUGGAGUGUAACAGUCUAGGAGUGGUGUGGGGAAUCGGCUAUGACCACACUGCGUGGGUCCACACGGGUGGCUACGGGGGAGGCAUCUUUCAGGGACUUUCCAGCAGCACAGAUAACAUCUACACACAGACUGAUGUGAAGAAUGUAUAUAUUUAUGAGAACCAGCGCUGGAAUCCUGUGACUGGCUACACAAACAGGGGGCUCCCUACAGAUCGCUUCAUGUGGAGUGAUGCUUCAGGCCUUCAGGAGUGUACCAAAUCCAACACUAAACCCCCUUCUCCUCACUGGACAUGGGUGUCAGAUUGGGCCAUCGACUAUGGUAUAGCUGGAGGAACGGACAGAGAGGGCUGGCAGUAUGCAGCUGAUUUUCCAGCGUCAUACCACAGUCAUAAAACCUUGAAGGACUUUGUCCGUCGAAGGCGUUGGGCCAGGAAGUGUAAACUCACUACAACUGGGCCAUGGCAGGAAGUCCCACCCAUCCCUCUGAGUGAUAUUACAAUUUUGCCAUGUGGCCCAAAGACCACAGUGGAGCAGGUGCCUUUGUGGGCCAUCAGCAACAAGGGAGAUGUGCUUUGCCGUUUAGGGGUCUCCUCACUCACCCCUGCUGGAACAUCAUGGCUCCAUGUCGGAACAGACCAACCUUUUAAGUCCAUCUCCAUUGGAGGGGUGUAUCAGGUGUGGGGUAUUGCCAGAGACGGCUCAGCAUUCUACAGGGGAGCCGUGUCAUCCCAAAACCCUGCAGGAGACUGCUGGUACCAUAUUCCCUCUCCGGCUUCACAGAAGCUCAAACAGGUGUCAGUGGGCCGGACAUCAGUCUAUGCAGUGGAUGAAAAUGGAAACCUGUGGUAUCGACACGGUGUGACACCCAGUUACCCUCAGGGUUCAUCAUGGGAGCACAUCUCAAAUAAUGUUCGCAAAGUGUCUGUGGGGCCACUGGACCAGGUGUGGAUCAUUGCUGAUAAGGUCCAGGGCAGUCACAGUCUGAGCUGCGGUACUGUUUGCCGCAGGCUUGGUGUUCAGCCGAUGGAGCCUAAAGGACAGUCGUGGGACUAUGGCAUCGGGGGAGGUUGGGACCACAUCACGGUGAGAGCCAAUGCUUUGGAGGCUCCUCGUUUCCGUAUGCCAUCACUGACUGACAGCAGGAACAGUGGCACAACGCUACAUGGCUUGCAGCCGACAGAAAUGAACGGCAACACUGUGGGCUGUUAGCAACGUUAUCCUUUUGCCUUUCACCUCACUUUCUCCAUCCUUUGCUGUAUGCCCCGGUGUAGCAAUCCACCCCUUUUCUUCUAGCCAUGUAGCUAAUGUCUGGUGCAGUUGACACUGAUGUUCACAAGCUUCUGACUGUCUGUAUAUCAUUUGUCUCUCAGCACUGACACAUCUUGCAGGAUCAUUCCUUCAUAAGAAUACGAGGAGCUCCCAUGCCAUCACACUGUUUAGACUAUUUUUAAAAAAAAAUUUCAAAAAUAGAAUGUUUACAUUGAUAUUUUGUAUAGUAGGUCUUAAAUGUAUUUUAUUUAUUUAUUUAUUUGUCUAUGGUUGUGUGUUUGCUUUCUUUAUUUGAUUUUAGUAGCAAAUAAUACAGUGUGUUCAGGGCUUGGUGUAGGCUCGACACGGCACUAUACAUUUACAGUCAUCACAAGCAAAGUUCACACUUUUACAGACAAGCCACUUUGCCAACAGGAAAAAAACAAAUAGAAAUCAGAAUAUAUGUUCAUAUACUGUAAGUUCAACAGAUUUCCUACUAAGCGCUCAACAUUAAAAAACAGAGUAACAUCCUGUUCUUGACAAACUUUUCGGAGAAGUGUCAACUGGCUGCUAGGAAAAGAAGUCAUCAUACAUUCAGUUGGCUGUUAUCUGUAAGCUCACUGUAGUGGUGUCAUUAAUACUUGUGCAAUACUUAGCAUUAACAGUAGACAAUGAUGGGGAUGUUUUUCUUUUCUCAGGAAUCCCAAAGCUUUUAAAAUUCCAAAUGUGUAUGGUUUAUUAAAAUAAAUAAAAGAGGAAUAUCUGUAUUGUUCCAGAGGCAGCACAAAUGCACAAUUUUUUAUUUUUUAGACUUUCAUUAUGGCCAGUGCUAAUAUAUGAUCAUUGUCAUUGUAAUGAGACUUUUGUGCUGGCAGGUGAAAUGUGGUCUUGUCUUAAAGCAUGUUUUUAAGGCAUUAUGUGCAGGUACGUAUAAAUAAAAUAAAUCAUUCUCAUGUAACAACUCAAAUGUUGUUGCUGGUAAAAUCUGUCAAUAAAAUGAAAAGGUUUAUACAGGUCUGCGGCAUAUUUCUGUCGACGUCUCGCAAUGAAUUAUGUCUGAUUGGCUUUGGAGAUUUUGACCUCCUGUAAUUUAUGGAAUGAAGAACUGUAAAAAAGAUAAAUUAUGGUAUAACAUGAACUGUAUUUGUUAGGUAAGUUAAAACACUCCCCAGUGUUAAUGUAUGCAUGAACUAUGCCCUUUCAAUAAAUGUGACAUCAAAUACUC
Messenger RNA from Tachysurus fulvidraco (yellow catfish), 5011 nucleotides. RefSeq names its product tectonin beta-propeller repeat containing 1a (gene tecpr1a). The record is from RefSeq and is a predicted model, not a curated record. Gene Ontology annotation, cellular component: membrane. Lineage: Eukaryota; Metazoa; Chordata; Actinopteri; Siluriformes; Bagridae. Bases 166 to 3747 code for a protein of 1193 amino acids. The transcript is spliced from 25 exons.